GAGCAAAGGACACGUUUUCCGUUUUUUCCCCAUAGCGGCAGGUAAGUUCGACAUGCUACAGGUGGGGGAGAAGUUGAGCUCUGUUGAGUCUUACCACAGCAACAAUACGCCAACCCAAUGAGACUGUCACGGAGAUGACUAGGAACAAGACAAGCGCAGUAAGCCACUUGCUAUUGCGCUAGACAUUUAGGUGGCCUUCUACAAUCUGUCGUCGGGCUGUCAAAUUUGUUUACUUUUUGCGCUCAUCAAGGUAAAGUUACUUUAUAGCCGAUGUUAUAUACAGUGCUUGUUAAAACUGUAAACAAUGAAUAACCAAGAAGCCCUCCGACCGACUCCACACUCUGGACGUGUUAAAGGUAAACUCGCUACCCGGCUGGAGGAGGUGAAGAACCCAUGGCGACAGACAUCUACACUGGAGUUUAGUCACAAUGAAACUGCCAGGUUGGCAACCGACGCUUUACUCGAGUCAGGGGAGAAGGAGUAUCGAAGGGUCCUCGCAGAAGAAAAAGAACUGAGCUUUCUGUCCCCGCUUGAAAUUCGCUACAUUGUAGAUAAUGCCAACAAGAACUCUUCCUCCGAAAGCACCAGCAACGGCAAUGACAGGGACUUUGGAGACACGCUGUCCGAGAUGACCUCGGGUACUUACUUUCCCAUGAUGUCUGACGACGAGCCACCUAUACUUGAGCUGGGCUGGCCAGAACCCCCACACCGGUUCGGACCCUCGGAGACACAGAUUUACUUUCAGAGAGACAAAACACAAAAUAUUAAAGAUUUAAUACGCUCUCUCAUUAAUAAGGCGAAGAAAGUUAUCGCCUUGGUAAUGGACAUCUUCACAGAUGUAGAUUUGUUUUGCGAUCUUAUUGAGGCUGCAAACAAAAGGAAAGUUCCUGUUUACAUUCUACUGGAUGAGAAGAACCUGGAAUAUUUCAUGGACAUGUGCACCUCACUGGAGAUUGACAACUCUCAUUUGGCCAACGUGCGAAUCCGCAGUGUCUGUGGGGACACAUACUGCACCAAAAGUGGGAAAAAGUUCACUGGACAAGUUCAAGAAAAAUUUAUGAUCAUUGACUGCGAGGAAGUGCUUGCCGGCUCCUACAGCUUCACCUGGUUGUCAGCACAUGUCCACAGCAACAUGCUCCUUCACUUCUCUGGACGAAUAACGGACGGCUUUGACCGAGAGUUCCGCUGCCUCUACGCAGACUCUCAGGUUCUUGACCGUUUCUCCAACCCCGAUGACGACGACGGCCCCUACUACCCUGCCCAACCCCCUCCCAGCUACGGAUACGAUUUAAUGCAGGACAGGGCCAAUAGGGCUAACCUUUCGGAGCACUCGAGCACCCCAUCCGGCAGCAGCAUGUCCAGCAUCAAGGCCGCUCCCGGGAAGCCCGCCACGGUCUACAGGGUCACCCAGGACAAGAACGAGGUCAGCAAUGCCCAGAAAGUGUCUGACAGACGCAUGGGCCAGAGCCCGGUGCCAGCAUCGCCAAUGCUGUCCACAGGUGGCCACCUGAUGCGGGGCUCGCCCAACGGCUCCGGCCAGGCCGUCAUGCACGAGCGCCCGUCCCUCGGCCCCACCGCUGGCAUGGACUGGGCCAAGGCGGGCACGCCAGAGUUCCUCAGGGCCAAUCUGGGCGGCCCCAUCAGCAAGUUCCAGGCUCUGGGCCUGUACGACCACAAGAACUACUUUGGCGGCCAGCAGAAGGCCCAGCCUGUGGAGAACAAGUACCUCCCCAAACAAACGAGCCCAGGGAACUUUUUCAACAAAUUCACAGAUCUCUUCAGCGGGCCUAGCAAAGACAGCGCGGCCAACAAGGACCCGUACGUCUACAGAAGGUCGCCCACUCAAAGCACAGCCUAUGGAGGUCCAGACCUAUCCCAGAAUGAGCCAGAAAGUAAACAGGUUUUGCCACCGCCUGCCCCCUUACCUAAAGAGGCCCUUGGCAAUGACCACCGAAUAACCCGGGGGGAUGAAAAGCGCAUGACUCUGGGCCACAGCAAGCUGGACUUGGUCAACCAGUACAACAAGAGGACCAAACCAGUGUACAGUCGCUUUGAAUUAAAAAGCAACAACUGAACCAAAGCUUGUCGUCGGAGAGAUAUAUCUCUUUCAAAGUCUGGGAGAGAAGCACGCUUUUUUGAUAUUUGUGCGAGUGUGUGCUUUAAAAGGCUGAAUGUUGUAGGGCACUGACUUUGUAUGGGUCUUUGUUCUCACAGCUGGUGGAGGACGCCGAGACAGAGGACCAUACAGCACAUGCCCAGGUUGACAUGGUGACAUGGAGAUGUUUGGAACCCUUUCAGCCUUCCGGGUUCACAGCUGACAGGCAGUGAAUGUUUUUUAAUGUUUUUGUGAAAGACGAGCCUGUUUGUAUACUGUAAAAAAAACUACUGGUGCGAAUGUUUGCUUCAUUUUUUUUAUUUGCUGCACAUCAGCUGGCAUAGCAAAUGCAUUUCUGACUCACAAAAUGGUUGUCAGCACUGUGGAAGCAGUGCUUCCUUAAAACAAACCUACAGUUCCUUUUUUACAGUAUUUAUUCUAAAACCUGUUUUCUUACCAGCCAACAGUUUUUUUGUUGAACACUCCAAUGAUACAGUCAAGAGCACUACAACACAAUACAAACGAGGUCUUUCUCUGUUUGUACAGGGCGCCACAUGAGGCUCAUCUUUUUGCUACUCAGUGUUAUAGUUCAUUUUUACUGGGAUGUUGUAUUUCCAGACUCACAGUCUUCCCUGCGCGCAGAGGUGUUAUUUUUAGACAUACUGUGAUAAGCUUGUGAGACGGACAAGUGAAUUAAGAUAGAAAUGGGGAUAAGGUUUGUACUGUUUGUAUAGAGUUGCAUUACAAUAGAUAGGGAAUGGCAAUUAAGUAAUUAGGCAUGGAAAGACCUAUCUACUUUUCAUGGCAGUCAGAUGCCAAAUGCCUAUUGGAUUCCCCACCCACACAUUCCUUUUACUACUACUUCUUGUAAAUACUAAGGGCUCUAGUUGCAAGGACUAGGAGGUGCUCUUCAUGUGAAUUUUGCUGAAGCACUAUAGUUAAAAUGCCCAAAUGCAGUUGUGUAAGGUGCUGGCAUCAGUAUGAUUGGUUUAGUCUCCUGAUGAUCACAAAAAUAUCAACCCUGAAAGCAAACUAGUGACUCAGAUCUAUUAUUAACCAGGAUCUGGUGCUGAAGCCCCCGUCUAUAUUAACUGUCUUGUCUGGAUUGGAACUGUAUGAGUCAUCAUGGAAAGACAUGAGGCUCAUAGACAAAAAUAAGCCAUUUACACCUGGUUGCCAGCAAUAUUUUAAACUGUGUAGAAUUUUUAUAUGCAUGGUGUGUGUUUGAACAUUUAACACCAUAUUUGAUACCAGUAACAUAACAUCAUAUUUAUCUACAAUAAAAUGUAUUAUUUUGGGAUUAUAUAAACCCAGCAAAAAUGCUCAGUGAGCCUGUUCCAAAGACACGAAUACUAUAUAUGUUUCAUAACAAACAUUACCUGCAAUAAAACCUCUUGAGUAGCAUUC
Molecule: messenger RNA, 3502 nt
Organism: Alosa alosa (allis shad)
Lineage: Eukaryota; Metazoa; Chordata; Actinopteri; Clupeiformes; Clupeidae
Gene: sack1c
Product: family with sequence similarity 83 member C
Exons: 4
Coding region: 305-2074 (589 amino acids)
Source: RefSeq, a predicted model, not a curated record